Molecule: messenger RNA, 459 nt
Organism: Kwoniella mangroviensis CBS 8507
Lineage: Eukaryota; Fungi; Basidiomycota; Tremellomycetes; Tremellales; Cryptococcaceae
Exons: 1
Coding region: 1-459 (152 amino acids)
Source: RefSeq, a predicted model, not a curated record
AUGUUCGGAACCACCCCACCAGUCCAUCCCUCUGCUUUACAAGCUAUCUCUGGAAAUCAUUACGGAAUGGGGUACGAGCAACCUAUGCCUCAAGCUCAAAGUUCACCUUAUGGUGGUGUAGGUUUUGGUCUGGGUGGAGGCGGUAGUGGCGGAAUGAUGAGUCCUGGUUCGGGUGGUGGUCAGGCGUUCCCUUCCAUGCGUAGUAUGGGGAUGAACCUGAACAUGGGUGGGAUGGGAGGAAUGGGUGGAAUGGGUGGAAUGAACGGUAUGGGUGGAAUGAACGGUAUGGGAGGAAUGGGGAUGAGUGGCAUGGGAAUGGGAAUGGGUGGUAUGGCUGGCUUCCCUUCUAUUAAUAAUGGGUUGGUCUUUCUGCUUUUUUUCAAAACCUUCGAUUCCCCGUUUUCUUCUUCAUUUCAUCAUUCUUUUGGCGAGAUGUUAGGCGACGAGUCUGGACUAUGA